This is a messenger RNA of Helianthus annuus (common sunflower), 1590 nucleotides long. RefSeq names its product UDP-glycosyltransferase 85C1. The transcript has 2 exons. The coding region runs from base 48 to 1481 and encodes 477 amino acids. Gene Ontology annotation, molecular function: UDP-glycosyltransferase activity. NCBI's taxonomy places the organism in Eukaryota, Viridiplantae, Streptophyta, Magnoliopsida, Asterales, Asteraceae. The record is from RefSeq and is a predicted model, not a curated record.
GAAAAGUGGAGCGAACCAUAUCACAUAAUUCACCCAAAAACGGAUUAAUGGAUCUGGAGCCCAGAAUCCACAUGAAGAAGCCUCAUGUGGUGCUCAUACCAUUUCCUGCACAAAGCCAUAUCAAGUGCAUGCUCAAACUAGCCAGGCUCCUGCACCAUAAGGGCCUCUAUGUAACCUUCAUCAACACCCACACUAACCAUAAGCGACUCGUGGACUCCGGUGGGCUCGAGGAGGCUCCUGGUUUUUGGUACAAAACGGUUCCUGAUGGGCUCGGUUCUGCUACACAAGAGGGUGCCAAAGCUAUUGAAGUCAUCCAUGAAGUCAUGGCCUACCUUACAACCAAUUUCUUUGAUUGUUUUCUUGAUGUUGUAUCCGGGCUUGAGAAUCCGGUUACUUGUAUCAUUUGUGAUGGUUUCAUGACUUUCACCAACACCAUUGAUGCUGCUGAGAAGCUUAAGAUUCCAAUCAUGCUUUGCUGGACCAUGGCUGCAUGUGGAUUCAUGGGUUUUUACCAAGCUAAAGUUCUGACAGAGAAACAUAUCAUCCCACUUAAAGAUGAAAGUUAUUUGAGGAAUGGGUAUCUUGACAUGGAAAUAGAUUGGAUUCCUGGAAUGAAAGGAAUCCGCUUGAAGGAUCUGCCUGAGUUUGUACAAGCCACAAAACAUGAUGACUUUGCAUUUAGUUACCUCCUGGAAAUCGCUCAAGUGGCCGAUAAGGUCUCGCAUACGAUCAUCCAUACUUUCGAGGAACUAGAGGCUAGUAUCGUCAAUGAGAUUAGAUCCAUGUAUCCUAAUGUCUACUCCAUUGGGCCUCUUCAGCUGCUUUUGAACCAGAUUACAAAAACAGAAACUAAUAUUUGCUAUAGCUUAAGGAAGGAGGAACCCGAAUGUGUCCAGUGGCUAAAGUCAAAGGAACCGAAUUCUGUUGUGUAUGUCAACUUUGGAAGUUUGGCAGUAAUGUCUGUACAAGAGCUGUUAGAAUUUGGAUGGGGACUUGUUAACAGUAACCAUUAUUUUCUUUGGAUUAUACGGACGGAUUUGGUUGAUGGGAAGCGUUCGGUUUUACCCCAAGAACUUGAGGAGGCGAUAAACAAGAAAGGGUUUAUAGGAAGCUGGUGUUCACAGGAAAAGGUGUUGAAUCACCCGGCGGUUGGUGGGUUCUUGACUCACUGUGGUUGGGGUUCGAUCAUUGAGAGCUUGUCGGCUGGGGUGCCUAUGUUAUGUUGGCCAUCUAUCGGUGAUCAACGAACUAACUGUAGACAAAUGUGCAAGGAAUGGGAGGUUGGUAUGGAGAUCUCGAGGAAUGUGAAAAGGGAUGAAGUGGAGAAGCUUGUGCGGGCGCUGAUGGAGGGAUUAGAGGGUGAAAGAAUGAGGAAGAAAGCUUUGGAGUGGAAGAAAAUGGCGGAAAUAGCGACCGAUGUUAAUGGGUCGUCUCGUUUGGAUACGGAUAAUCUUGCUAAUGAAAUCAUCAAGUUAUCAUGAAACUAGAUAUUUUAGUAGACUUAGUUAUGAUGUAUCAACUAAGGAGUUAUUUGUAUGUUUCCACUUUAAAGUAUCAAAAUUAUAGGCCCUCACUAUUUGCACACUUUGG